UUAUGACUGCUAUUGUUGUAUGUUCGAAGAUCUAGAGCGGUUGUAACCAUAACCGUAACCGUAACUAUAAAAAAGCUGUAAUUAAGUAAUCAAUCGCCUUUUCUACAUGUUUGCAUUUCGAGAACUCGCUUUAACGUUUCUUUAGUUUUAUAAUUUAUUCAGCAAGUAUGCUGCACCCCUGUGAGAUUAUAGCAGUUGUGUGCGUUUUUCGCUACACAUAUGCCGACUCCACCGUACCCAGUGCUUUUGCCGAUGCGGUUCCAGCCGAUAUUAAAGAUAUCCAACACGUCGCGUUGAUCCCAGGAGCUUCGGGAAACGGAACAUUUCCGUUCAACGCAUCAUGUCCGGCGAUGGUUUCCCGUUCAGAGUGGCAUGCGCGCGAUCCGAUAUACAAUAACCAAACCGAGGUCAAAACCUUUCUACAAUACCCAUUGCGCUACAUGGUGUACACGCAGACGCUAACCGGCACCACGGUGCACGGGACGUGUACUGAUCGGGAGUCCUGCAAGAAAACCGUCAAAGCCAUACAGGAUGACCAUAUGGGCUUCUCGCCUUCAUCCACCACGAAAUUCGCCGAUAUCGCUUACAACUUUUUGAUCGGAAUGGAUGGAGCGGUAUUUGAGGGUCGAGGAUGGCUGCUUAAGGGCGCUUAUUACAAACCGCUAAACACACAAGGAAUCGGGGUGGCCUUCAUUGGGACUUUUCCUGAAGCAGGCACAAGCGUUGCACCAAUGUCUUAUGAAGCGAUCCUAGCGGCGCACCAGCAGUUACGGUGCGCCAUUUCCAUGGAAUAUGUCGUCUCUGUCAAUUACUCGGUGAUUGCAGUACGUCUCAGCCCGACUGCCAGCCAGUACAUUGACAAUCCCGACACCUUUCCACGCAAUCCUCCAACGGCCGGACCCAUGCUAACACCAGGAGAGACGGCUGUGGUGUCCAUCCAUUGCCUGCAGUGUCGCCUUGGUCUUCGGCAUCGUUUUGGCGAUUUGCGUUCGCAAGAAUGCUCGUGCUUCUGCUGAACGGGGGAAGAUUCUGGACAACAUGGGAAGCGACUGCCUGUAUGUGUAUUCGCAUCGCAACAGUCUUGGUCAAGGAUCAUCUGGACACGUUUACAGAGCCAGAAUCGUACAUCGCGGGAAUUAUACCGGUGAAGAGGAAGCGGCAGUCAAAGUCAUUGACGAAACAAAAGUGAAAAAUUUGAAAGUCAGCGAACGUUCCAGGGACAGAUGGGUGACACUGCUUAGCCUACAAUGCCCACAUCUGGUAGCGUUUCACAGAGUCAGUUUUUUCUCAACUAAUACUGGCUUUUCUGUGGAAAUCCUUAUGGAUCUUUGCGAAGGCAUGAACAUUAUGCCUUGUUGAAGCAAAUUUGACGUCUUCGCACUAGGCGGCGACUUGGAGAGGCUGUUAUUCGGAGUAAAGGCCGAUCAUGCGCUUCUAGAUCAAGGGAGCGCAUUAUGUUAUGCACUGCAAAUCGUGACUGGUGUGGAAUUCUUACACGCGCGACACCUCAGGCACGGUGACUUGAAACCCGGCAAUAUCUUCCUGAAACACCAUGCUGACCGGCAUGCUGCGGUGGUAAUCGGCGACCUGGACGGUCUAGAGGUAAUGGGGAACAACACCGCUAGUGAGACGCACGCCGACAUGAACGUUGGUGGAACGCUCAAAUACAUGGCACCCGAGAUUAUGCACAUGGGAAGUCAGGAGCAGCCCCCGGCUCCGAGUCGGAAAACGGAUAUCUGGAGUGUCGGUUGUAUUAUGCAUGAUUUAUUUGAUCGUUCUAGUGGAAUUCAUAUACGCAAGUAUAAGAAGUCCGACCCUCUCCCGGGAGAAAGCGGUACGUUUACGAUGGAUGCAAAAACCACCCAACAUCAAUUUGCCGUGCGAAUCAUGGCUGGUUACGUUCCGUUCGUCAGUGAAGAGCUCGCACCGGCAUUAGCUGAUAUCAUCCGCCCAUGUUUGAAUGUGGACAACAGUAAGAGACCAUCCGCUGAGGAAUUACGACGCAGUGUGCUUCAAUCACUGGGUCACAUAGCAACACAUCACGACCCAACUUCCCAUGAGUCAGAAAGACGUAAUUCGGAAAUGCAUUUGUGGACAAUAUUUAUUACAAAAUGGAUUCGAUGUCAGCUGU
This is a messenger RNA of Paramacrobiotus metropolitanus, 2131 nucleotides long. RefSeq names its product peptidoglycan recognition protein 3-like. Gene Ontology annotation, biological process: peptidoglycan catabolic process. The transcript has 6 exons. The coding region runs from base 168 to 1016 and encodes 282 amino acids. The record is from RefSeq and is a predicted model, not a curated record. Gene Ontology annotation, molecular function: N-acetylmuramoyl-L-alanine amidase activity; zinc ion binding. Lineage: Eukaryota; Metazoa; Tardigrada; Eutardigrada; Parachela; Macrobiotidae.